Homarus americanus (American lobster) is the source of this 756-nucleotide messenger RNA. RefSeq lists its product as uncharacterized. The record is from RefSeq and is a predicted model, not a curated record. The transcript has a single exon. The coding region runs from base 1 to 756 and encodes 251 amino acids. Lineage: Eukaryota; Metazoa; Arthropoda; Malacostraca; Decapoda; Nephropidae.
AUGAGAAAUUUGGAGACGGACCAGUUUGCUGCAAAUGCAAAAGUCCAAAUCCGGCCUAUGACAAGAACGGGGCUUCUAAGCAUUGUAAUCUCUGCCUAUGACCCGCUGGGAUUCAUCUGUCCUUUCACCAUCAAGGCAAAGAUCUUCCAGAACGAGUGCAGAAGACAAGAAAAUUGGAACAUACCUCUUCUUGACCACAACCUAGUCUUGUGGCAGUGUUGGUUGUCGGACCUAAAACUAUUGCAGGACUUCCAGAUUCCACGCUGUUAUACACAAGUUGGUCUGAGCCGCACUGCUUCUGCUCAGUUGCAUCACUUCUGCGACGCUUCACAAUCAGCUUAUGCAGUCAUCACCUACCUGAAGACUGUAGACCGGGAAGGAAGAAUUGACUCUUCCUUUGUGUGUGGCAGAGCCCGACUAGCAACUUUAAAGCAACAAACCAUACCACGGCUAGAACUUUGUGCCGCGGUACUGGCAGCACAUGCUGACACAACAGUGCGACAUGAACUCUGUGUACCACUAGCGGAUUCUGUGUUUUGGACGGAUAGUAUGAUUGUGUUGAAGUAUAUUGGUAACACUGGGAAACGCUUCCACACCUUUGUUGCAAAUAGAGUGUCGGCUAUAAGAGAAGUCACGGACAUGAGGCAAUGGAGACAUGUCAGCUCAGAGCAGAACCCGGCAGAUUAUGCAACACGAGGAGUAACCGCUUCUCAGAUGCUGGAGGAUUGUCGUUGGACCCAUGUUCAAGGUUUAUAA